AUGAGCAACAUCCUCGAGACACUCGAUGCCGGGCUCACCGGGCUCUUUGGCCAGUGGAACGGCUACUCGACGGGCCUGGUGACGGUGCUCGUGGCCAUUCUCGGCUACCGCAUCUUGCACGCCACCGACCCGGACGUGCACCCGAUCCUGCUGGCCCGCCAGUCAACGCCGUCGAAUGUGCGCAACGAGGGCGAAAGCGCCGUGUACCGCUCGCCGUUGGCGCCGCACGGCAUGCCCCUGAACUCGGGCCUCAACGUCAAGUUGGCCGGCGCUUCCAAGUGGUCGCGCGGCCGAGAUGGCGACCUCCGCGACAUCUGGCGCAAAGUUGUCCAGGGCGGCGACGCAGGUGCCAAAGGGAAGCUCCUGACGGUGCACGGCUCGCAGAAUGUCGAAGAGCACAAUCUUGACGACGUUACCAGACAGAUCAACCUAAUCGGCCAGCACAUUAGCGAUCAGGGAGGUAUUCGCGUCGCCAUCUAUCUGCCAAACUCGAUUGAGCUGCUCGCUGCUCUUUUCGCCUGCGCCUUCAGCAAGAACUUGACGGCGGUGCUGAUCCCGUUUGGCGUGCCCGAGGACCAGCUUGUGUCGAUGCUGCGUCGCUCCGCCGUCGACACCGUCAUCACCGCUACCGGCGAAUUUCCGUUUGACGCUGUCGUCAAGGCAUACCAAGGCCUGCGUCAGCUCAUCUGGGUCGUGGAUCAGGGCAGCGCCCACAUGGACUGGAACGAGGUGCCCGAGGGUAUCGGCGGCAGCGUCAGCGUCGCCACCUGGCAGGACAUUGUGCGCGACGCUCCCGCAGACGCGGGCCGUGCGCUACAGGCUGCUGCGGAAGGCAAGGACUCCGAGUCUGCUGUCGGCGACCUCGUCACCUUCUGGCAGAGCGGCAAGCCCGACGCCCAGAAGCAGGAGAUGGUGCGCUUCACGCAGGCCAACCUCGUGUCCGGCAUCGCGGGUCAGCUCGCCGCCAUCCCGACCAAGGCGCGCCUCACCAACGCCGACCUAUUUCUCCCCGCCGACGCCCUGACCAACAUCAACACACUGAUCAUUACCUUCGCCGCUCUGUACUCGAACUCCUCCGUCGCGCUCAACUCGGCCGCCGGCCCCCGCGCUGCUGGCCUCGAUGUGGCCACGCAGGGCAUUGCCCCAACCGUCAUCGUCGCCAGCCCCGCGGUCCUACUGCAAACGCACUCGCGCGCCAUGGCCAAGCUCCCUUCGCCACUGGGCACGCUAGCGCACUCUCUGUCGAAGCGCAAACUGGUCAACGAAGGCGUCAUGGCCACAGCCAACGCGCUGUCAGCCUUCGCGACGGCUGCCAAGCCUGCACUGGGAACCACGCCUGGCCAGCUGCGUCUGAUUUACACGGCUGAUCGCGCGGGAAGCCAGCAGACGCCCGGUCUGUCGCCGGGAGUGCUGACGGAUCUGCGCAUCCUGACAGGCGCGAGGAUCGUGUACGCGCUCGCGGCCGCCAAGGUUGCGGGAGCGAUUGCCCAGACGGCGUUUUAUGAUUAUCGUGCCGAAGUUGGGGAUAAAAAGGGGCACUUUGGCUCGCCGACGAGCAGUGUCGAGGUGAUUCUCAGGGACUCGGGCAGCCACAAGACGACAGAUGAGCACGUCGAAGGCGAAAUUUUCGUCAAAGGACCUUGUGUUUCUGGAGGCGAGGCAGGGCUUGGUGUUGCGGCUGUCAUCCGCGACGACAAUACUUUGGCGUUCGCUUAA
Molecule: messenger RNA, 1716 nt
Organism: Akanthomyces muscarius
Lineage: Eukaryota; Fungi; Ascomycota; Sordariomycetes; Hypocreales; Cordycipitaceae
Exons: 3
Coding region: 1-1716 (571 amino acids)
Cellular component (GO): endoplasmic reticulum; membrane
Molecular function (GO): long-chain fatty acid-CoA ligase activity
Source: RefSeq, a predicted model, not a curated record